UUCAUUCGUCAUCUUCGAGACGAUAGAAGUAGAAAACAUGAAUUAAAUGGUUUGAUUUGAGGGGAAACAAUUUGUUAAACAUUCUGCAAAAUGUCGAUAUUUCGCAACAAAUUUAUUCUAGCGUCGAGCGCUAUCGGUUCGCUGAUUGGCGGCACUGUCCUGUUGAAGGAUUACAUGCAAGGUGCGUCCUUCCAGAAGACUGAUGUAAGGGCAGAUGGCAAGGUGGUUAUCGUUACCGGAGCAAAUACCGGCAUCGGGAAGGAAACUGCCCAUGCACUGGCCCGCCGCGGUGCACAUGUGUACAUGGCAUGUCGGGACAUGAAGAAAUGCGAAGAAGCUCGUCAGGAGAUAGUCCUGGACACGAGAAAUCCUCAGGUGUACUGCCGCGAAUGUGAUCUCGCCUCAAUGCAAUCCAUCCGGGAGUUUGCGAAACAGUUCAAAGCGGAGCAACCGCGGCUGGAUAUUCUGAUUAACAAUGCGGGCGUGAUGCGUUGCCCCCGCACGCUUACCAAAGAGGGUAUCGAAAUGCAGCUCGGCGUCAAUCAUAUGGGCCACUUUUUGCUGACGAACCUGCUGCUCGAUCAGUUGAAGCUUAGUGCGCCCAGCCGCAUUGUCGUUGUGUCCAGUUUGGCGCACACGCGUGGUCGUAUUGCGGUCGAAGACUUGAACAGCGCAAAUUCCUACGACGAGGCAAAGGCUUACGAGCAGAGUAAGCUGGCAAACGUAAUGUUUACGCGCGAGCUCGCCCGACGGCUGGAGGGUACGGGUGUUACGGUGAAUUCGCUACACCCUGGUAUCGUCGAUACGGAGCUGAUGCGACACAUGGGCAUUUUCAACAGCUGGUUUUCGGCCGUAUUUGUCAAACCUUUCGUGUGGCCGUUCUUGAAGUCACCCCUGUACGGUGCACAAACAACGCUCUAUGCCGCACUUGAUCCAGACCUGCAGAAGGUGACCGGUCAGUAUUUUAGCGAUUGCGCCCCGAAAGAUGUUGCUGAGCAAGCGAAGGACGAACGAGUGGCCAAAUGGCUGUGGGCCGUUAGUGAGAAGUGGACGGGCACACUCACCGGAACCGCGGCAGUUUCCUGACAACGGAUUCUUCGUAUGAAUAACGAUAAAGAUAUUGUUAUUUUUACGACAAAGCAGCAUCAACGAAGCAACCAAUCAGACCGUUCUAACCAAUCGGCAUCAGGCUAGGCAGCAGUAAUACUGUUUCGGCUUUUUAUGAUCACCGAUAUUGCAUACUCUAUUGAAUGUUCGAAAAUAACUAUUACGUCUACUUGAAACGUUGCAUAUGUUCUGUUUUUGUUAUUGCACACGUAGAAGACAAAUAAGCUGGUAGUGGUAGACUAUUGCUAUAUAAUUUCCACCCAUAUCGAACGUUCUUCUACCUAAAAUAAAUGGCAAAA
This is a messenger RNA of Anopheles coustani, 1406 nucleotides long. RefSeq names its product retinol dehydrogenase 13-like. The transcript is spliced from 3 exons. Lineage: Eukaryota; Metazoa; Arthropoda; Insecta; Diptera; Culicidae. The coding region runs from base 91 to 1086 and encodes 331 amino acids. The record is from RefSeq and is a predicted model, not a curated record.